Chionomys nivalis (European snow vole) is the source of this 2774-nucleotide messenger RNA. RefSeq names its product serine hydroxymethyltransferase 1 (gene Shmt1). Gene Ontology annotation, molecular function: protein homodimerization activity; zinc ion binding; cobalt ion binding. The record is from RefSeq and is a predicted model, not a curated record. The transcript is spliced from 12 exons. Gene Ontology annotation, cellular component: nucleus; cytoplasm; cytosol. The coding region runs from base 325 to 1752 and encodes 475 amino acids. Lineage: Eukaryota; Metazoa; Chordata; Mammalia; Rodentia; Cricetidae. Gene Ontology annotation, biological process: folic acid metabolic process; protein homotetramerization; tetrahydrofolate interconversion.
UUCCCAGGGCACGUGCUGAGCUGUUGGGACUUGGCGGGUUGUCCCGGACAGCGCGCUGUGGCUUUCCCGCUGGCGGUGGGGCUCGGGUCGUUCUUCGCGCGCUCUCCAGGAACUCAGCGAUCCACCUGCCUCUGCCUCCCGAAUGCUGUGAGAUUAAAGGCCUGUGCCACCACACCACCCUAACCCUUUCCGAAAGGCCGGAGGCCCAGGAGUGUAAGGCCAGGUCCCGCUACCAAGUGAAUUGGAGGCCAUCCUGGACCACAGAUUAAGACCUUCUCACAAGAACCCAUCCGUCUAAUACUAGGAACCACUGCAGCAGCCGACAUGGACAUCACCCUGUGGUCAUCUCACGAGAAGAUGUUGACACAACCUCUCAAGGACAGUGAUGCUGAGGUUUACAACAUUAUUAAAAAAGAGAGCAACCGGCAGAGGGUUGGAUUGGAACUGAUUGCCUCGGAGAAUUUUGCCAGCAGAGCUGUGUUGGAGGCCCUGGGAUCUUGCUUAAAUAACAAAUACUCCGAGGGGUAUCCAGGCCAAAGGUAUUAUGGUGGAACCGAGUUCAUUGAUGAGCUAGAGAUACUGUGUCAGAAGCGUGCUUUGCAGGCCUAUCAUCUGGAUCCUCAGUGCUGGGGAGUCAAUGUCCAGCCUUAUUCAGGCUCCCCUGCAAACUUCGCUGUGUAUACUGCCCUGGUAGAGCCCCAUGGGCGAAUCAUGGGCUUGGACCUGCCAGAUGGAGGUCAUUUGACUCAUGGCUUCAUGACAGACAAGAAGAAGAUCUCUGCUACAUCUAUCUUCUUUGAAUCUAUGCCUUAUAAGGUGCACCCAGACACUGGCUACAUCAACUAUGACCAGCUGGAGGAGAAUGCCAGCCUCUUUCACCCGAAGCUAAUCAUUGCAGGGACCAGCUGCUACUCUCGGAACCUGGACUACGCACGUCUGCGGAAGAUUGCCGAUGAUAAUGGGGCGUAUCUCAUGGCAGACAUGGCACACAUCAGUGGGCUGGUGGCGGCUGGCGUAGUACCCUCCCCUUUUGAACACUGCCAUGUGGUGACCACCACAACGCACAAAACCCUGAGAGGCUGCCGUGCUGGUAUGAUAUUCUACAGAAAGGGUGUACGCAGUGUGGAUCCCAAGACUGGCAAAGAGAUUCAUUAUGAACUGGAGUCACUCAUCAACUCUGCUGUGUUCCCAGGCCUCCAGGGGGGGCCCCACAACCAUGCCAUUGCCGGUGUUGCUGUGGCCCUGAAGCAAGCCAUGACCACAGAAUUCAAAAUCUACCAGCUCCAAGUGGUGGCCAACUGCAGGGCUCUUUCUGAGGCCCUUACAGACCUAGGCUACAAAAUAGUCACAGGUGGUUCUGAUAAUCAUUUGAUUCUAGUGGAUCUCCGUUCUAAGGGUACCGAUGGUGGAAGGGCUGAGAAGGUACUAGAAGCCUGUUCUAUUGCCUGCAACAAGAAUACCUGCCCAGGUGACAAGAGUGCAUUACGGCCCAGUGGACUGCGACUGGGGACCCCAGCAUUGACAUCCCGUGGACUUUUGGAGGAAGACUUCCAAAAAGUUGCACACUUUAUCCACAGAGGGAUAGAGCUGACUGUGCAGAUUCAGAGCGACAUGGCCGGGAGGGCCACACUGAAAGAGUUCAAGGAGAAGCUGGCAGGGGAUGAGAAGUACCAGAGUGCUCUGAGGAUUCUCCGGGAAGACGUGGAGAAUUUUGCUUCCAACUUCUUACUACCUGGCUUGCCUGACUUCUGAGGGUAGGACUGUUCCGGGACCCUCUGAACCCUGUGCUCCCUCGAGACCACCAAGCUGCCCUGUAGUAGGCCAUUGAGCCUGCCCUGUGCUUUGGAGGGUGUUUCUGGCAGGCUGUUCUUAUUUCAGAAAUCUGGGACAGGUUAUCAAGGACUAUAAAUUUGAGACUUCACUUCUUAACAGCCGUAUAUAGUUAAUUAUUCUGGAAAAAGUACUGUGUAGUCAUUUGAUCUCACUUAUUGAUUGCACUGUGAGGCAGAGCUAUUUUUUUUUUUUUUUUUUGGUUUUUCGAGACAGGGUUUCUCUGUGGCUUUGGAGCCUGUCCUGGAACUAGCUCUUGUAGACCAGGCUGGUCUCGAACCCACAGAGAUCCGCCUGCCUCUGCCUCCCAAGUGCUGGGAUUAAAGGCGUGCGCCACCGAGCUAUUAAAGAUUACAGAAUUCUCCUUUCUCCUUUCUCAGUGGCCCUGUGGCAGGUAAGGAAAUGUUCAGGUUCACCCUCAUGUUUUCUCUUCUUCCUGUUCUGUUGACCAGUAGAAUGGAGAGGAGCACUGAGUUUUCUGCUCUGAGCUUGAGACUAUAAAUGAAGACAGUUGUAAGCAAGAGUUAGGAUCAGGCGCUGGAAAGAUGGCUCAGCACUGGCUGCUCUUUCCAAGGACCCUGGUUUGACCCCCAGCACCCACACGAUGGAUCACAAUCAUCUGUAACUCCAGUUCCAACACCUUCUGGCUUCUGAGGGCACCAGGUAAACAUGAGCUGCAGACAUACAUAUAGGCAAAAUAGCAAUGCACAUAACAUUUUGUUUUAAAGAAAAAAAUAGCGGGGGCAGUUUGAAUUACCUUAUAGAAAGGCUAUGGUGUUACUGUCACUUAGAGGGAAUGCACAUACUCAGUAUGUAUUCAUGCCUAGGACACAAACUAUAGAACUGGUUGUCCCUAUAGAUAAGAAAAUCCCUUUCUGGUUUGAGAAUCAGCAGAGGCCAAAGGCUUUGUGUUAUAUCAGCUGCUUGUAAUUAGGAACCCAAAU